AUGCCCCAACGACCGGGCUUUGGUCAAAAGUUUUUGCUGGAAGAGGAUCUGGCCAGCAAGUCGUUGAAUCAGUCAACUUCCUUUUCACCCCUUUCAGCAACCUCUUUCCGUGUUGUGCUUUGCAUGUGUUGUAAAUGCACUACAAGAGAUGCGAGUGCUUCUUCGGUGCAGUGGACAUUGGUGAAGGUAUUUUCAGAUUGGUGGCUUUACAGAGGUGUGCUUUGGAAUAUACUAUUUUCCAUUUUCAAGGUUGAGAAUAUUCAUGGUAUUCAGGCAGGUUCCAGUUCGAACUUCCAUGAACAUAUUCUAUUUUUUAUCUUGGCAGCUCAGCAUACCAUUGGGAGGAGCUUCGGGGAUUGCGCUGAUCUCGCCCUUUUUUUGCACGAGAACACAUUCCUUCGUCACUGCGUGACAAGCUUUCUUCAUUUGCUCUUCAUGGAUGGCGCCUGGCAAUCGUGGAAUCUUUACCAACCCCACCCAUCCUCCCAAAAUGCCCAAACCCUUGCCACGAAGUGGUGGACCUUGGGAGGUGGUCUGCUGGGAGGUGGUACCCGGACUCGGCGGACACGGCGAGGAAGGGACGCCCCCGACCAAAGGCAGGCGCAGGAGAGUCUGACCAUUGUUGCUGGACAAAUUGUUGCUUUGAUUCCUCAUCCAUGA
Messenger RNA from Durusdinium trenchii, 660 nucleotides. NCBI's taxonomy places the organism in Eukaryota, Dinophyceae, Suessiales, Symbiodiniaceae. The record is from the annotation of a GenBank genome assembly.